Messenger RNA from Blepharisma stoltei, 1362 nucleotides. NCBI's taxonomy places the organism in Eukaryota, Ciliophora, Heterotrichea, Heterotrichida, Blepharismidae. The record is from the annotation of a GenBank genome assembly.
AUGAUAAAAACCCAAUCACCAAGAAAGCAUGAGAUCAGAAACUUGCUAAUUCAACGAACUCAACGAAUUGGAAAAGCAAAGACGGGCGCAGAUAAAACCAAAAAGACUGCAGCAUCGGGAGCAAAGGAUUCUAAAAUUUCUCACAAUAAUCCAAUUUCAAUAAAAUACACAAACCGUGCCCCCAAAACUCUUACCUCCAAAAACUCCCUUGCAAAUACCACAGUUCUAUCAGAUCAAAUGAACUUUGACAGCCUCGAAGAAUUCACCAGCAAGGACAAAGAUGGGCUUGAAAAGAUGAUGCCCCAUUUACAGCUAAAAUCUCCAGGAUUUUUAAGGCAAAAUCCACCUGACGAGCCAAAUCAGAAGCAAGAAAUAGUAUCAUCAAUUUCCUCCAAUAAACUUGCUCAAAUCUGUUCCCCUCUCAAAGAAGCAGGCAGCAGUAUUUUAAAAAAUAAGACACAAGAAGAAAACGAAAAAUCACCAACCCAAAUAUGUUUUGGGCCUAGACUAAGGUUUGAGCAAGUUUCACACUCAGACCAGAACACAGCAAGGCAGCAAGUUGAAGAAAAAGAAGGAACUGUUGAUUCUUAUAUAAUUGGGAAUCAAAUUGGGAAAGGAGCUUAUGCUAUCGUCAAAGAAGGAAUCCACAAAGAAACAAAUAAAAAAGUGGCAAUUAAAAUAUACGAUAAACUGAGUCUUCUUGAGCCAAAUAAAAAGAAAAAUGUUCAAAGAGAAACAAGGAUUUUGUCAAAACUUAAUCACGAGUUUAUAGUAAAACUUCAUGAAACAGUAGAAACACCUUCAACGAUCAAUUUGGUGCAAGAGUUCGUAGAUGGGUGCUCACUUCAUGAUUAUAUUAGGAAAAUGCCAGGCAGGAAGCUUCAAGAGGACGAAGCUAAAAGGAUUUUUAAAGAAAUCAUGCAAGCAGUAUGCUAUUUUCAUAGUCGAAAUGUAAGUCAUCGAGAUAUAAAGCUUGAAAAUAUUUUGCUCACUUCACAGCUAAAAGUAAAAAUAAUUGACUUUGGCUUUGCUAUUUUAUUAUCAGACACCAAAAAAAUAAAAGCAUUCUGCGGAACUCCAAGCUAUAUGGCUCCAGAAAUAGUAAUGAAAAAAGAGUAUUUAGGACAGCCUGCCGAUAUAUGGGCAUGUGGGAUUUUAUUAUAUGUUCUGCUCUCAGGAGAAUUUCCAUUCAGAGCCGCACAUCAUGGUGACUUAUAUAUACAGAUCCAAAGGGGAUUUUAUGUAAUGCCUGAAACCAUAUCUGAAGGAGCGAAACAGCUUAUUCAGAAAAUGCUUAAUUAUGAUCCAAAUUUAAGAUCGACAGCAAAAAGUGUACUAGAAGAGCCUUGGUUCCAAAGCUAA